This is a messenger RNA of Prosopis cineraria, 2231 nucleotides long. RefSeq lists its product as uncharacterized. The transcript is spliced from 12 exons. Gene Ontology annotation, molecular function: protein-lysine N-methyltransferase activity. The coding region runs from base 183 to 1832 and encodes 549 amino acids. The record is from RefSeq and is a predicted model, not a curated record. Gene Ontology annotation, cellular component: nucleus. Gene Ontology annotation, biological process: peptidyl-lysine monomethylation. NCBI's taxonomy places the organism in Eukaryota, Viridiplantae, Streptophyta, Magnoliopsida, Fabales, Fabaceae.
ACCACCAUGUUCGUUCUUGCGAAACACUUGCUUCCUUCUGUUGCUGCAUGCCUCUUCAGUAGAGACCAGAGUACUGCCAAGUAAAGCUUGUACUCUUGUCUUUUCUUCUCCUCUCUUCUCUGAGCCCUCAAUUAAUUUCUUUUGGAGUUUACUGUGUUCUGCCAAGGUCAUCUGGUAAAGUCAUGGAUACAGAUGAGGAGUUGUCAAUUGUUCUCGAACUAUCUAAAGAUGACAUUUUCUAUGAUAAAAAGGAGAAAUUACUACAAAGUAAAGGUUUUAGUGCCAAGGAAGUAGUGUGUCUCCGGAGCUUUUCAGAGCCAGGUUGUAUGAGUGAUACUGUGAAAGUACUGGUUCAGAUUGCAAGAAUCAUACAUUUGAAUGAGGUGGAACUUUAUUUUGCUGAUGAUGCAAGUACAUUAGGGGAAUUUUACAGCCCUAGGAAUGAGUUAGAGGCUCUCAAUUCCAUCAUUUCCCUCAUUGACACAUUACUUUCUAGUUGUAAGCAUCCUCACACAAAUUUACUGCGAGAGUUGCGGACAACAAUUCUUGCCUUAAUUUCUGAUUUUGGGGGCAAGGACAGUUUGGAAGCAAAGGUCGAAAAAGACCACAGAUGUGAACAAGAAGAACAACUCUUAGAAUGGGGUAAAAGCAAUGGCAUAAAGACACAAUUAUGGAUAGCAUAUGUCAAAGGAGCAGGUCGAGGUGGCAUAGCAGAAAAGGAUCUUAAAGUUGGAGAUAUUGCUCUAGAAAUUCCAGUAUCCAUUAUCAUUAAUGAGGAGCUUGUGCAUGAAACUGAUAUGUACUGUGCCCUAAAGGAAGUUGAUGGCAUAUCACCUGAGACAAUAUUGCUAUUAUGGAGCAUGAAAGAGAGGCACAAUCAGGAUUCAAGAUUCAGAGCUUACUUUGACUCGCUCCCAGAAAACUUUAAUACUGGGUUGAGCUUUGGUAUUGAUGCAAUCACAACAUCAGAAGGAACCUUGCUCUUGGAAGAGAUAAUGGAAGCAAGACAGCAUCUUCAUGCUCAGUAUGAUCAAUUAUUCCCUACUCUGUGCAAUGCUUUUCCUGAUAUAUUUCCACUAAAGCUGUACACGUGGGAGCAAUUUCUAUGGGCCUGUGAACUCUGGUACUCAAAUAGUAUGAAGAUAAUGUUUUCUGAUGGGACUUUAAGGACGUGCUUAAUUCCUAUUGCUGGAUUUCUUAAUCAUUCGUUGUGCCCACACAUUCUGCACUAUGGCAAAGUAGAUCCUGCAACAAAUUCAUUGAAAUUUCCUCUUUCAAGACCAUGCAGAUCUGGAGAAGAAUGCUGUUUAAGCUAUGGGAACUUCUCUAAUUCUCAUCUCAUUACCUUUUAUGGUUUCUUACCACAAGGAGACAACCCAUAUGACGUCAUCCCACUUGACAUUGAUGCUUCUGGCGUUGGCUCCUUGGAGGAUGAACCCGUUUCCAGCUGGAGCAAUCACAUGGUGCGGGGUACUUGGCUCUCCAACAACCACAAUUUGUACUACUAUGGCCUCCCCUCCCCGCUGUUGGACCAUUUUCGAAGAUGUCGAAAUCCCAUGUUGCAUACAAAGACCUUUUUGCAAGGGGACUUGGAAAAUGAGCUGGAAAUUCUAGAAGAUCUCAGAUUUAUCUUCGAUAACAUGAUGGACAAUUUGGAUGACACAAAUCUUGAUGAUAACAGAGAAAACUGCAGUUGGGAUGAAAAAUUGGCACUGGAGUAUAAAAUUCUACAAAGACGAAUGGUCUCCUCUAUCUCAACUUCAUGCAAUACUGGCAUCGACGUGGUCAAGAAUGAACUGUAUAAGUGCAUGGCCGAGGACAUCCGAGGGUAGUUGAGUGGCCUGAACUGAAUCAAUGUGUCAUCCAUCCGUUCUCCCCAAAAGGUGCUUUUUUGAACUUUGUCUCUUUGAUGAACGAUGAAAACGAUCAUACAGCUUUGCUGUCAUUCGUCUGUGAUAAUUCGUUUUUGCCAACAAAACGAUCAUCACUUUGGCCGCAAAAGUAAUCCAAAUUUCGUUCUGAAUUCAGAAGGUUUCUCAAUUGGAAAAUUGAUUAGUUUGGACCAUCUAGAUUUGAACUAAAUGGCGCAUCAAGUGUCAUUUUCUGCCCAAGGUGGCUGAUUUUUAUUGGUGCAAGGGGAAACCAAAAUGAUGUGACUUUACUUAAGAAAUAUUCUAACAAAUAAAAAACAUAUUAGUCAGAGGAAGAACUCCGAUGAGAUAUCUUAUUCA